Molecule: messenger RNA, 962 nt
Organism: Cajanus cajan (pigeon pea)
Lineage: Eukaryota; Viridiplantae; Streptophyta; Magnoliopsida; Fabales; Fabaceae
Product: umecyanin
Cellular component (GO): plasma membrane
Molecular function (GO): electron transfer activity
Source: RefSeq, a predicted model, not a curated record
AAAGAGAGCCACAGGAAGCGAUUGAAAAUUGGUUGCAGAGAGUGAGAGUCACAACUACCAGUCCUUGUGAGUUUGGAAACCGCCACGAAAGUGAUUCCAUUUAUAACAACAAAGCACUUUCUAUUUCCAUCAUCACCAAUCCACCACUACCUUGUCUUGCGUCAGAGAAAAAUGAGAAUGGAUAAAGGUGUGGUUUUUUUCAGUGUUGGUUUGGUGGUGAUGUUCAUGUUCAUGUUCCUUGGUGGGAAAUGGGUGGCUGCUGCGGAGGUGCAUCAUGUGGUCGGAGGAGACCGUGGUUGGGAUCCUACGUCCGACCUCGUUUCAUGGUCUUCGGGGAGACUCUUUAGGGUUGGAGAUCAAAUUUGGUUCACCUACUCUGUGGCUGAGGGACUAGUGGCUGAGCUGAAAAGCAAAGAGGAAUAUGAGACGUGUGAUGUUAGCAACCCCAUCAAGAUGUACACAGAGGGUUUGCAUACUGUUCCGCUUGAGAGGGAAGGAAUCAGGUACUUUGUGAGCAGCGAUACCCAGAACUGCAAAAAUGGCCUAAAGCUACACGUUCAGGUUCUACCCAAGGAAACACGCGUCACCUACUCUUCUCCUACCCUAAAACUUGAGGCUCCUGCCCCCACUACUCCAUCUUCUGCUUCAUCCCGUUAUGGCUACAACACCAUGUUAAUGCUCACGCUUGUAUUUUGCAUCAUCAUAGGCCAUGCUUAUUGACAUCUCACACAAGCCUUUUUAUUUUUUUUUUCGGUUUAGUCGAUGAUGUUGGUUUUGUGCACAAUCCUGUGUGUGAUGAGGACUAAGGAGAAUUAUUGGCUCCAUAUAUGUAUUUUAUCUAGAGCAAAUAUUUAGCUUAAGAAAGAUAUUUGCUUCUUAACAAAAAAGAAGAAAGAUACUUGCUCUUUUUUUUUUUUUCAAUUGUUUUAUGAAUUUAUCUGGAACCUUGGAGGAUUGUGAAA